This is a messenger RNA of Anarrhichthys ocellatus (wolf-eel), 2607 nucleotides long. RefSeq names its product ATP-binding cassette, sub-family G (WHITE), member 2b (gene abcg2b). Gene Ontology annotation, cellular component: plasma membrane. NCBI's taxonomy places the organism in Eukaryota, Metazoa, Chordata, Actinopteri, Perciformes, Anarhichadidae. The transcript is spliced from 15 exons. The coding region runs from base 130 to 1977 and encodes 615 amino acids. Gene Ontology annotation, molecular function: ATP binding; ABC-type transporter activity; ATP hydrolysis activity. Gene Ontology annotation, biological process: transmembrane transport. The record is from RefSeq and is a predicted model, not a curated record.
UCUCUGUCCGACUGCACAUGUCUGUGUGUCAGACUGUACCUCUCUCUCUCUCUCUCUUUCUUUCUCUUUCAUCAAAUCCCAGUUUCUAACCCCUUUUAUUCUCUGCUGGUAGCGCUGCUAUUUUUGAAGAUGUCUAAGGGGGAGCAGACUGUUUGCGGUGUUGAGUAUUUCCAGGAACGAGGGCCAACUGUCACAUUCAGCAACUUGCAGUACUGUGUUCAUGAGACGAGGUUGGGCUGCGAGAGUGGUCCUGAAAAAUACAUCCUCAACGAUGUAAGUGGCAUCAUGAGGCCUGGGAUGAAUGCCAUCAUGGGCGCCACAGGAAGUGGUAAAACAUCACUCCUGGAUGUAAUCGCAGGGAGAAAAGACCCUGCUGGACUGAAGCAAGGAAAAAUCAUGGUGGAUGGCAAAGCCGCCUCGUCUGACCUCAGGCUCAGCUCUGCUUAUGUGGUCCAGGAUGAUAUCAUAAUGGGCACUCUGUCUGUGAGGGAGAACCUUCUGUUCAGUGCCAACCUGCGUCUCAACCCUCAGCAUCACUCCUCCACGGAUAAAAACAACAGAGUGGAUGCCAUCAUACAAGACCUUGGCUUAACAGACUGUGCAGGCACCAAGAUAGGGACAGAGUUUCUGCGUGGCGUAUCUGGAGGUGAAAGGAAGAGGUGCAGCAUCGGGAUGGAGCUCAUCACCUCUCCCUCUUUGCUGUUUCUGGAUGAACCGACCACCGGACUGGAUUCUAACACUGCAAACUGUAUCAUCAACCUACUAAACAGGCUGGCCAGAAGUGGUAAGACUGUGAUCUUCUCCAUCCACCAGCCGCGCUACUCCAUCUUCAGACAGUUUGACCAUCUGACUCUGAUGCAUAAAGGGGAGGUGGUGUACACAGGCGCAGCAGCCCAGGCACUGGAAUACUUCACAAACCUCGGCUACCAAAUUGAGGCCUUCAACAACCCUGCUGAUUUCUUCAUGGACAUCACAAAUGGAGAGGCAAAAUCAACAUUAGUGUCACUUACUGCAGAGUGUAAAAAUCCAUUGGCAAACAAGUACCGCCAGUCCCAGCUGUGCCGGAAUGUGCUCGAUCAGUUGGAGCAUGUGAACCAGAGCAACGCUGACGGGGCCAAAGGUCAAGACAAGGCAGCUGACUACGCUACCUCUUUCCUCUACCAGUUGCGGGUGGUGUGUGGUAGGACAGUUCUGAACUCUCUGAGGAACCCUCAGACCUCGUAUGCCCAGUUGGCUCUCAACAUCUUCUUUGCUAUUCUGGUGGGACUCAUUUAUUACCAAAUGCCCUUGACGCUGCCCGAGGCUUUACAGAACAGGAGUGGAGCGUUCUUCUUCCUUAUCAUCAACAUGGUGUUUGGGAAUCUCUCUGCUGUUGAACUCUUUAUCAAUGAAAGAGCGAUAUUCAUUCACGAGAACUCCAGUGGCUAUUACCGCACGUCUGUCUACUUCCUGUCCAAGAUCUUUGCUGAUCUCAUCCCCAACCGCAUCAUCCCCAUCUUUAUAUUUUCAGCCAUCGCCUACUAUAUGAUGGGAUUGAAGCCUGCCUUUGAGGCCUUCAUGUGUUUCGCCCUGACCAUGUGUCUGGUCAGUCUGGCAGGAGUCGGUCUGGCCUUCCUCGUCUCAGCAAGUGUCUCUUCAUUUGCCAUGGCUAACAUCCUCAUUGCUCUGCCCUUCGUCUUCAUGAUGGUUUUUGGUGGUUUUCUUGUCAACCUCAAUUCCAUGUUGAGCUGGCUCUCCUGGGUGCAAUGGUUCAGUAUCUUCAGAUAUGGACUGAAUGCUGCAUUCAUCAACGAGAUGUCAGGACAGUUGUUCUACAGCAACACCACCAUUAUCCCAGGGGAGGCGUUUCUGAAAAGCCAAGACAUUGACUACUCUGUGUGGGGCUUCUGGCAGAACCAGGUGGCUCUGCUGGGAAUCAUAUUGGUCUCCAUGAUCCUGGCCUACGUACAGCUGCGACGAAUAAACCGCUGGAAAUGAUUUCCAUCCGUUUAUGUAUCCAUCAAUCAUGCACUGUCUCUUUAUAUACACAUAAACAAACACACGUAUUGUAACAUUUGACUCCCAGGUGGAUAAGCCGCUGCUAAGCACACCCGGUCUGUGCACGAGGGAAUGUACAGCAACAGCCAAGCCAACAUCUAAGUCCUGACAAAGCUUCUUACGGGCAGUGAGACAACGUGAGCCACAGUAAAGAAAAAAUGUGCAGAUUCUAGAUUUCAUUGGGAACCUUUGUUUUAAAAUAAUCACAAUUCUCAGUUCUCCAGGUUAAAAAGUAUAGUUAAUGCAUAAAGCUCUUUUUUAUUAGUGCCUUACAGAAACAGUGAAGGAAUUGUCUUUUUUUUUUUUUAAAUAUUGUUUUUGUUACAAACAAACUUAAAAAUAUACUGAUAACUUAACAUAAAACAGAUCACAGGGCUUAGAAAAAGAUUCACAGAUGAUAGAAAAGCUUUCAAAAACAAACCCUCAAUUUCCCGAUAGCUUUAAGGUUGGAAAUUCAUCAUGUUCCACUCUUUAUGACUAUAUAUAUAUAUUCUGUAUCAUGUUGUAUUCAUUGGAGCUAUUUGAUGUUUACACUGAGUAAAAUAUUCAAACCAAAGACUCCAUAUUUUU